This is a messenger RNA of Acipenser ruthenus (sterlet), 3197 nucleotides long. RefSeq names its product flavin-containing monooxygenase 5-like. The coding region runs from base 868 to 2541 and encodes 557 amino acids. The transcript is spliced from 9 exons. The record is from RefSeq and is a predicted model, not a curated record. NCBI's taxonomy places the organism in Eukaryota, Metazoa, Chordata, Actinopteri, Acipenseriformes, Acipenseridae. Gene Ontology annotation, molecular function: N,N-dimethylaniline monooxygenase activity; flavin adenine dinucleotide binding; NADP binding.
AGAAAAAAAAAAACACUCCAACUCUAAACUGAGCCCGCGGUACAAAUACAUUGAAACUCCUGUAGCUGCCUUUUUCGUUCUUUAUACUUUGUAAAACGUGCUCUUUUGUAGUGUAUUCGACAUUGUAAUUGUAUUAAUGCUGAACGCGCUGUUUACAUCUGCCGGUGCAGAGUGAUCACAUGACGUUAACACCGCCCUAUUGUGAGAGCUCUCGCUCUACAGGCAGGCAAUCUGUUCGCUCUGAUUUGUGCAUCUCUGCUUAGGUUGACAGUCCGCUAAUACUCCCUGCUACGCUUUAUUUUUCUAGUUACUACUACCGCCGGCGCCUGCUUUUCACUAUGAAUAUUAAAAACCUUUGGGUCGCGGACCACAGUUUGGGAACCCGUGCUUUAGCCAACUAUACACAAGAUGAAAUAUAUAACGAGUUAUUGUAACUCAGAUGCCUGGAAUACAAGAUUAUAAUAAAUACAGUCGAGAGCGACACCUAGUGGCGAGCCUGGCGCCUCCAGUCUGCUGAGACCGGAGUGUUGUCAAGGUCAUACGACUACUUUGCACUCAUUUUACAGUAGGUAUGGGAUCUGGCAUGAGAGGGCACAUACACACUGCAGGCCGGCGCAUUGUCUUACCACUAAACUGCUCCUUCUCGCCGCCCGCGCCCACGCCCCCUCUGCCCUCUCUCCUUCUAUACGUCAUUGUCGCUGCCUGUUUGUUUUCGCUCGGCUGAUACAGUUACAGUACAUAGUUCACGAAAACAAAACGAUUGGAGACCUUUGUUAUGAAUAUCUACAGUGCUACCGAGGUAGCAGGUAACUUUGGCAAACUCGGCAGAAUUGAAUCUUGACGCUCAGAAACGACAGCGGCAGUGAGAUGGGGCGGCGGAUAGCUGUGAUCGGGGCCGGAGCCACGGGGCUCACCUGCAUUAAGAGCUGUUUGGACGAGGGGCUGGAGCCGGUCUGCUUCGAACGCAGCAAGGACAUCGGGGGGCUCUGGAGGUUCAAGGAGGAAGCGGAGGCUGAGCGAGCCAGUAUCUACCACUCGGUCAUCAUCAACACCUCCAAAGAGAUGAUGUGCUACAGCGACUUCCCCAUUCCUGAUCACUUUCCCAACUACAUGCACAACUCCCGCAUCCUGGAAUACUUCCGCAUGUACGCCCAGCACUUUGACCUGACGCGCCACGUUCGCUUCCAGACCGCAGUGCGCAGUGUGAAGAAGCGUCUGGAUUUCUCCCGCUCGGGACAGUGGGAGGUGGUGAGUGUGAGCAGUGCGGGGCAGGAGCAAUCGGAAACCUUCGACGGGGUGAUGGUCUGCACUGGACACCACACCCACCCCCACAUGCCUCUGCACGACUUCCCAGGGAUCGAGAAGUUCGGAGGGCAGUAUUUCCACAGUCGGGAUUACAAGAGUCCCCAAGAAUUCCAGGGGAAGAGGGUCCUGGUGAUUGGGAUUGGGAAUUCGGGAGGCGACAUUGCUGUGGAGAUGAGCGGAGUCGCAGAGCAGGUGUUCUUGAGCACGAGGCGAGGCUCCUGGGUGCUGAGUCGUGUCUCAGAUAACGGGUUCCCUGUCGAUAUGAUGUACAACACACGCAUCACGGCCCUGCUGAGGAAAUACCUGCCUUCCAGCCUCCUGAACUGGAUCGGGGAGAGGAAGAUCAACACCCGCUUUGACCACAGUCUGUACGGACUCCAGCCCGAGCACAGGCUCUUCAGCCAGCAUCCCAUGGUGAACGACGAUCUCCCAAACCGCAUCCUCUCAGGGAGGGUUCAGGUCAAACCCAACGUGAGCGAGUUCAGGAGUGCGAGUGUGGUGUUCCAGGACGGGAGCGUGGAGGACAGAAUCGACGUGGUGGUCUUCGCCACGGGAUACACCUUCUCCUUCCCCUUCCUCGACGACUCUGUCCUCGCUGUGGCCGACAACCAGGUGUCUCUGUACAAGUACGUGUUCCCUCCUGCCUUGGAGCGCCCCACACUGGCUGUCAUUGGACUCAUCCAGCCUCUAGGAGCCAUCAUGCCCAUCUCGGAGCUGCAGGCGCGGUGGGCAACGCGGGUCUUUGCAGAAUUACAAAAGCUGCCACCGGAGAAAACUAUGCUGAAGGACAUUGAGAAUAAGAAAAAGGCGAUGGCCAAAAGGUACGUGCUGUCCCAGCGCCACACCAUCCAGGUGGACUAUAUCCCCUACAUGGAUGAGCUGGCUGCACAGCUGGGCGUGCGCCCCAGGCUGGGCUGGCUGCUGCUCAGGGACAUGAGGCUGGGUCUGCAGUUGCUGUUGGGACCCUGCACCCCAUACCAGUACCGCCUCUGUGGGCCGGGGCAGUGGGCCGGGGCUCGCCGUGCCAUCCUCACGCAGUGGGACCGCGUCGCCAAGCCGCUGAGAACACGUGUGCUCCCGGAAACACCCCGCCCCUCCACGGUGCCUCUGCUGCUCAAACUGUCUGCUGCCUGCCUGCUGUGCACUGCAGCUUCCCUUUACAUCCACCGCUACCCUCCCCUCUUUAUCCAGAACCCUCCCCCCUUUAUCCAGAGAUUUGUACCCAACUUAGGGUGACCAGAUGUCCUGGUUUUACAGGGACCAUCCCCUUUUCCCAUCAAAUGUCCCAGUGUCCUGAGAUUUUUCUAGUUUGCAAAGGAGCCAGAUAGCGCUCCUUGCGUUAAUUACAUAAAUAGUCAGCAAUCAUAUUAAUGUGUCAUGAAUAAUAUUUUUCAUAUAGGUUAGUGUACUAAAUUAAAAAUGUGCAAAAGCAGCAGUAAAAACAGCAAUCCAUAUGAUUAGAACAUGUAGUUCAACAUGGCCAGGAGCUGGAAAGGGAAGGUGCCGUGGUUGUGCAGCAGACAGAGCUCGUUGUUUUUUUUUAUUUUACUGUGAAAACAGUAACAGUGAUAAAAGCACUAUAUUCAAAUAAGAAGCAUGCUUUAAAAAAGUGUCGUUUUAUAACUAUUCUUAAUCUAUGUGCCCCGGUCCUGAGCUUUGGAAAUCUGGGGACUCUUACCCAGCUAGGCAGAAAAUGCAAUUCAGAACUUUCCAUUGUCUGCUUCAGUUACCGUCCCCGUUACCUCACCCUGACCCGGGACUUUGGUGACCAUCAGCUGUAUUUUGAAUUAACAAAGAGAAAUUGCCAACAUGACAACAUGUUGUAAAAGGUGUCACAUUUUGUAAUUGGUGUUUUGUUAUAAAUUUGAAUAAAUGAUUAUAUUUAACCUCAA